Cynoglossus semilaevis (tongue sole) is the source of this 2436-nucleotide messenger RNA. It is a transcript of the gene sepsecs, whose product is annotated as Sep (O-phosphoserine) tRNA:Sec (selenocysteine) tRNA synthase. The transcript has 12 exons. Gene Ontology annotation, molecular function: tRNA binding; O-phosphoseryl-tRNA(Sec) selenium transferase activity. Gene Ontology annotation, biological process: selenocysteine incorporation; conversion of seryl-tRNAsec to selenocys-tRNAsec. Lineage: Eukaryota; Metazoa; Chordata; Actinopteri; Pleuronectiformes; Cynoglossidae. The coding region runs from base 157 to 1611 and encodes 484 amino acids. The record is from RefSeq and is a predicted model, not a curated record.
CUGUACACUGAUGUUCGUUCUGUAAAUCGUUGUUUUAAACUUGUAAUAAAACGGGCGAUUAUUGGAAGCAGCACUGGACUUUACUGCUGGCUGCAUGCUUCAUUACACACGUAGAGCAAAGUUUAAUUAAGGGAAUGCAUGGUAUCUAGUUAAGAGAUGAAUAAAGAGAACUUUGCCCUCAGUGAGAAGAUAGUUUCAGCCGCCUAUGUCCGACAGGGGAGUCAGGCACGACGCAGCCAUGAACAGCUCAUCAGACAUUUACUGGAACAGGGAAAGUGUCCGGAAGAAGGUUGGAGUGAGAGCACUAUAGAGCUCUUCCUUAAUGAACUGGCAGUGAUGGACAGCAAUAACUUCCUGGGGAACUGUGGCGUUGGGGAGAGAGAAGGUCGGGUGGCGUCAGGUCUGGUGGCAAGGAGACAUUACAGGUUGAUUCAUGGCAUAGGUCGAUCAGGUGACAUUGCUGCAGUUCAGCCAAAAGCUGCAGGAUCCAGUCUCCUCAACAAGCUCACCAACUCCAUCGUGUUGGACAUCUUGAAGGUUGCAGGUGUUCGCAGUGUGGCCAGCUGCUUUGUGGUUCCCAUGGCAACAGGAAUGAGCUUGACUCUGUGCUUCUUGGCACUGCGUCAUCAAAGACCCAAGGCCCGCUACAUCAUCUGGCCUCGCAUUGACCAGAAGUCCUGUUUCAAAGCCAUGAUUACAGCAGGCUACGAACCAGUUGUGGUUGAGAACGUUCUUGAGGGCGACGAGUUGCGCACUGACUUGGUCACAGUUGAGCGGAAGAUCGAAGAGCUCGGAGCAGAGAACAUACUUUGUGUUCAUUCCACAACGUCCUGCUUUGCGCCAAGAGUUCCUGACAGGCUGGAAGAGCUGUCAACAAUGUGUACAAAACAUAAUAUUCCUCACAUAGUCAACAACGCUUAUGGUGUUCAGUCGUCCAAAUGCAUGCACCUUAUACAACAGGGGGCUCGUGUUGGACGAGUCGAUGCCUUUGUGCAGAGCUUGGACAAGAACUUUAUGGUUCCAGUAGGUGGCGCCAUAAUUGCAGGAUUUGACGAGGCCUUUAUACAGGAGAUCAGUAAAAUGUACCCAGGUCGAGCAUCAGCCUCACCCUCCCUUGACGUCCUCAUCACCCUCCUCACUCUGGGAGCCAAAGGCUACAAGAAACUUCUGUCAGAACGAAAGGAGAUUUAUAUGCUCCUGGCUCAGGAGCUGAGCACCCUGGCCUCAGCACAUGGGGAGAGAUUGCUUCACACCCCACAUAACCCCAUUUCACUGGCCAUGUCUCUGGAUGGUCUGCAGGCUGAGAGCGACAAGGCGGUGACGCAGCUGGGCUCCAUGCUGUUCACCCGGCAGGUGUCAGGAGCCAGGGUAAUACCACUGGGUAAGGAACAGACUAUUAGCGGCCACACGUUCCGUGGCUUCAUGUCCCACUCUGAAAGCUACCCCUGUCCUUACAUCAACGUUGCCUCAGCUGUGGGUAUCUCCAAAGAAGACGUGACACUGUGCAUGAAACGGCUCGACAAGUGCCUAAAGGCUCUGAAGAAGGAGUUGAACCCGAGCAAAAGCACUUCCCCGGUCUCUCAGCUGAGCCACGAGGAUACGACAGACUGACUGAACCAAAGCUGGAGCAGAUGUUCUACAGGAGUCUCUGCUUCAAAUCACCAAUGGCUGCGUUCACAGAAAACACACUCGGCCUUGCUCACAAUCAAUGAAUACCUUAAAGCCCAAACAUCUGCUGCAACUAAGUGGAAAAAGAUCAUUGUGCACAAACCAUGGAUUCAACAAUGUAUUGGUCAAUUCAAAGACGGUCAGCUAUUCAUUUUGCAAUACUCUAUAUUUACAGUAAUGUGUAUUGAUAAUGAAUUAUGUCUCUUGUAAGUUUUUCAUACACAGAUUUAAAUUAUAUUGCCUUCAUUUAAUAAUGAAGUUAAUUAUCCUAUUACUUUCAAUAAUGACUUAAGUGCAGAUUUUCAUAAAGAUCAUGUUGAAAUGUGUUUUACCUGUGGCUCCCUUUAAGAACUAUUUCUCCUUCUGUUGUUAUUGACAGUCACAGUUGUUCAGACUUUUGUGACGACAACUUGAUCACUGCCAUUGAUAUACAUAUGUAUAUAUUUAUGUAUAUGUAUGUAUAUGUAUAACAUUAACAUCAAGUUUACUUUAUUAAAAUUAGAAUAUUAGAACGUUGAGGUACUACGACUGGGACCCAAAUGACAUAUGCUUAAUUUAAUUAACAGAAAUAGCAGCGUCAGCAGUUUAAUUCUUGCCAAAAUGCAACUAAUUUAUAACCAGUGUUCUGGGAUUAUAAUCUUAAUUUCUUCUUUAAAAAAAAAAAAAUCCUACUCGUUCACUUUGUGUUUUCUAAUCUUACAUUCCCUGUAAGAUAAGACUGUCUGCUUUACUUCUGGAUACAUAAAACCUUUCCAGCUUUACACCGUA